AUGCAUUUACGGCGCUGCCGGGGCGUGGCCUCCGCCGCCCUGACUCGGACACGCUCCCACAAUGUCGCCGCCCUCCAGCACGCCGUGCGGUCCUUCCACAUUUCCGCCCGCCGCAACGACGAAUCUUCCGGCAGCAGCAACGAGCCCGCCCCCGGAAACUCUGCCCGCGCCCGCUCGCAAGCAGCCGGCGCACGCAUCCAGAGCCUUCCACGAGACGCCUCCCAGAAAGUCGUCGGCCUGGCCGGUGGUUCGUUCCCAUCAGGCCAGGGCCGCAUCAUUACUCCCUCCCGCAACAACGACAGCGCCUCGGGCCCGCGCAUCCUAACGCCGCGCACACCCCGCAUACAAACCCGCGUGACUGGCCGCCCAGGCGGCCUACCCAAUCGAUUUCAAGCAGCAGGAGGCGCUCGCAGACCGGGUGGAUUCAGGGGACCGGCGGGCCGGCGGCAAGACAGACAGCGGAGGCAGCGCGGCGCGCAAAACAAGGACGACAAUGAAAGCAAUGCGGGCUCUGGCCAGCUGUCAGACACUAUGCUGCGCUAUCUGCUCGAGCUGAAGGCCAAGCGGCGCGCCGUCAAGACGUACACUCCCCGCGAUACGACCAAAGAGGAGCUUGUCUCACAGUCGGCCCUGUCCGCGUCACUGGGCCAGCCUGGCGGCGCCCCGGCCCUGCUUGAUGCCCGCCUGCGCGCCCUCGCCGACCGCGCCGAGCUGGACACUCCUAUUCCCAUCUUCGCGCAGGCCCGCCGCCUCGUGCGCGGCCAGUUCGUCAAGUUCACGUCCGACGCCGAGCGCGAGGCCGUCAUGGCGCUCGUGGCCGACGAACAGGCCCGCAUCGCCCAGAAGCUGUCCGUCAAGAAGGGCGAGGAGAUCGUCCCCAAACCCAUCGAGUUCGCCGAGCUCGACGGUGCCGCGAAGAAGGCCACGACCGACGCUGUCGUAGGCGGUGCCUACAACGUCCGUGCCCGCGCCGUCGAGCCCAGCACAGAGGAGCCCAGCUCGACUAGCAGGGACGUCGCCUCCCGCAUGCUCGAUCUCAACGGCAGCUACGUCGGUGCCGAUGCUGAAAAGUUCCUUGGCAAGCUGGACGCCAUCCUGGGCUUGAUGCCGGCAUCGCAGGAGCAGCAAUAG
Molecule: messenger RNA, 1131 nt
Organism: Lasiodiplodia theobromae
Lineage: Eukaryota; Fungi; Ascomycota; Dothideomycetes; Botryosphaeriales; Botryosphaeriaceae
Exons: 2
Coding region: 1-1131 (376 amino acids)
Source: RefSeq, a predicted model, not a curated record